This is a messenger RNA of Triticum aestivum (bread wheat), 1346 nucleotides long. RefSeq names its product peroxidase P7. Lineage: Eukaryota; Viridiplantae; Streptophyta; Magnoliopsida; Poales; Poaceae. The coding region runs from base 87 to 1148 and encodes 353 amino acids. The transcript is spliced from 2 exons. Gene Ontology annotation, biological process: response to oxidative stress; hydrogen peroxide catabolic process. Gene Ontology annotation, molecular function: peroxidase activity; heme binding. The record is from RefSeq and is a predicted model, not a curated record.
GACGUGCUUAACACUUCACUCUCGCUGCGGCGGAGGAUCUUCCCUUUCUCCUUUAGCCGUUGCUUUCUGGAAGUGUGGGCGGGGCGAUGGGGAUGCUCCAGGCGCGCGUCGUCGUGCUUGUUCUCGCGGCGGCGGCGGCGGCCGUUGUGGUCGUCGUCGACGGCCAGAUGUCGCCGGCGUUCUACGACGCCUCGUGUCCGGAGCUGCAGUCCGUGGUGCGCCGCGGCAUGGCGCAGGCCGUGCAGAAGGAGGCGCGCAUGGGCGCGUCCAUCCUCCGCCUCUUCUUCCACGACUGCUUCGUCAAUGGGUGCGACGCCUCCGUCUUGCUGGACGACACGGCCAACUUCACGGGGGAGAAGAACGCCGGGCCGAACGCCAACUCGCUGCGCGGCUACGAGGUCAUCGACGCCAUCAAGGCGCAGGUCGAGGCUUCCUGCAAGGCCACCGUCUCCUGCGCCGACAUCGUCGCGCUCGCCGCCCGCGACGCCGUCAGCCUGGUCGGUACCCGCUUCUCCCUCUCCCUCUUUCUGGCAUCCUGGCCGGUGGCAUUACUAACGGUGGCCGCGUGCGUGCAGCUCGGGGGGCCGAGCUGGACGGUGCAGCUGGGCCGGCGAGACGGGCUCUCGGCGAGCCAGAACGCGGCGAACGCCAACCUGCCGCCGCCGGACGCGAGGCUCCCCGACCUCCUCGCCAGGUUCAGCGACAAGGGCCUGGACGCGCGCGCCCUCACCGCGCUGUCCGGGGCGCACACCGUGGGCUGGGCACGCUGCACCACCUUCCGCACGCACAUCUACAACGACACCGGUAACGAGGCCGUGGACGCCGCCUUCGCCACCCAGAUACGCGCCAAGGCCUGCCCCUCCGCCGGCGGCGACGGGAACCUCGCGCCGCUCGAGCUGCGCGCCCCCGCCGCGUUCGACAACGGCUACUUCCAGGACCUCGUCGCCCGCCGCGUGCUCCUGCGCUCCGACCAGGAGCUCUACGGGAGCGGCGUCGGCAACGGCAGCACGGACGCGCUCGUGCGCGCCUACGCCGCCAACGCCACGCUCUUCGCGGUAGACUUCGCCGCCGCCAUGGUGAGGAUGGGCAACCUGGCGCUCACCGGGAAGAACGGCGAAGUCCGGCUAAACUGCCGGCGAGUGAACUGAGCUGACUCAGUCGAUCAGUGAAUGAAUUCUUGAUGUGCGCAACGCAAAAAGCAUAAAGCUGUUCACAAAGAUACAAAAUGGGCACUGCUGUUCGUGCACUGGAUUUUCUGCCUUUCUCCCGUUUGGUUCGGGGUGAGCAGCUAAUAUCUGACCCGUGGCAAGAUCCUCUACGCAGGAGAACAAAAUUUAGCCAUUUUA